Messenger RNA from Zophobas morio, 750 nucleotides. RefSeq lists its product as uncharacterized. The coding region runs from base 100 to 750 and encodes 216 amino acids. NCBI's taxonomy places the organism in Eukaryota, Metazoa, Arthropoda, Insecta, Coleoptera, Tenebrionidae. Gene Ontology annotation, biological process: intracellular transport. The record is from RefSeq and is a predicted model, not a curated record. Gene Ontology annotation, cellular component: nuclear pore; cytoplasm. The transcript has 9 exons. Gene Ontology annotation, molecular function: GTPase activator activity.
AUUACCCCCCAUCUUAAAUAAAAGUACAAAGAGACGAAGUAAUGUUGUAAAAAACCAUACAGAUUUAACUAUUACACACUGUAUUACAGAAAAAAAGGGAUGAAAACUCUAGAGGAACUGCGUAAAAAAUUUCGCUCAAAAAAUCAGCAAAAUUGUACUCAGCCGAGUUAUUCGGAUGAAACAGAACUUUUCAAAGCACGAGCGAAACUGUGGCGGUACGACAUGAAGUCGAGUGACUGGAAAGAAAGAGGAACUGGAGAAAUAAAACUCAUCAAAUCCAAUAAGAACGGCCUGACUCGAGCCCUUAUGCUGCGCGACAAAACUUUUACUGUUUGCUGCAAUUACUACUUAACUCCUGAAAUGAAGUUGGAAGUUCACUGCUCCCACCCGAAAACGUGGAUAUACACUGUACUUGCCGAUUUUUCUGAUAAUGUGUGUAAAACUGAAGUUCAUGCCAUUCGUUUUUUGACUGUUGACGUCGCUAAUCUGUUUCUGGAAACAUUUAACAGCUCCAAAGAAAAUAAUCAUAAAAUAUUCACUGAAAAGUCGAGUGGCAGUAAACUAGCUCGGGAACUCGGAAAUCCUAAUGGAGAACCCGCAGAAGAAAAACAACGCCAGGAAAUUAGUAAUACUUUAAAGGAACUUUCGUUAGCCAUCCGAGCUCUCAACCCAUUUUCAAAGUUGACGUUGAGAACUAAAAAGAAAAAUUCUGAAAAGAUACUUGAAAAAGACGUGAUUGUCAUCGAUUAG